Molecule: messenger RNA, 588 nt
Organism: Blepharisma stoltei
Lineage: Eukaryota; Ciliophora; Heterotrichea; Heterotrichida; Blepharismidae
Source: the annotation of a GenBank genome assembly
AUGUCAGCACUUAAAGGCUUAUGUAGCUCUUUAAUCAAAAUGAAAAACUCUCCAAUAUCAAGCUUAUGCAGUGAAAAUUGUUUAAAACUAUUUUCAAUAAAAAAAACUGUUCACGUAGAUCUAUUAUCUUACCUUGAAUUUAUAGUAGAUUAUUUAUCAUGCUCAAAAAAUGUUUUAGCUAUUUCUUACUCAAUCCUAGAAUCUCUCUCAAAAAAAAAUCCUACAUUUCACAUUUCUGACGAAAAUAUCCAGAGACUUAUUUUUAUUUCUAUUGUGAUUGCAAUGAAAUUUGCAGAAGAUUACCACAUAUCUAAUGCGAAAUUUGCUAAAAUUGGUGGUAUUAGGUUAAAAGAACUAAAUAAUUUAGAAAUUAUUUUACUUACAAAUAUAGAUUGAAAAAUAUGAAAUGACGACAGUGAAAAGCACUGUAAAGAAUUAAUUGAAAAUUGAGAAAAUUAUAAAGAACUUGGCGAUGAGAAAGAUGAGGAUACGGAUUAUUCUGAUGAAGAAAACACUGGGAGCUUCGAAGAGUUGACCAACUUUUCAGAACUCAGUGACUUUUUCUUUACCAAUAAUGACAAAAUGUAA